This is a messenger RNA of Pogoniulus pusillus (Red-fronted tinkerbird), 5103 nucleotides long. RefSeq names its product interleukin 1 receptor accessory protein like 2 (gene IL1RAPL2). Bases 467 to 2404 code for a protein of 645 amino acids. The transcript has 12 exons. The record is from RefSeq and is a predicted model, not a curated record. Gene Ontology annotation, biological process: signal transduction. Lineage: Eukaryota; Metazoa; Chordata; Aves; Piciformes; Lybiidae.
ACCACUUAACAGUAGGUUAAUGAAUCAAGACAGCUAGAGAACUCAUAAAGGACAAAUCAGAUAUGAUUGCUUCUGUUAUAAGGCAGUAGGGUGCUGUGAGUGAGAAUUGAUAGGUGCAGGCUGUUUUUCUCACCUUGGCAUUCACCCACGUGGAUGAGGUUCAACAGUUCAGUGGUGGUUACAGCUUUUUACUUGUUGAUCUGUCUGGGAUAUGAUGUGACAUCUGUGAAACAUGCAUCCUCUAAUAGCUGGAGAGCAGCCUGAAGCAAAACCCUGUACAGCUCCACAGCUUAAGAAGAGAGGAGGGAAUGCAAGUCAGAAUGAAAGUCUUCUGUUCUAGGCUUUCUACAGCUAAUGAUUCUUGAAAUCUCAGCACCAAUUUGUGUCUCUGAAACUCCUUUCCAGACUUGCCUACAGAGGACAAGUUGAUGGUUGCAUUGACUGGUCAGUGGAUCUCAAGACAUACAUGGCUUUGGCAGGUGAACCAGUCCGAGUGAAAUGUGCCCUUUUCUACAGCUAUAUCAGAACUAAUUAUAGCAUGGCCCAAAGCACAGGUCUUAGGCUUAUGUGGUACAAAAACAAAGGAGAUUUAGAAGAACCCAUUAUAUUUUCUGAAGUUAGGAUGAGCAAGGAUGAAGACUCAAUAUGGUUUCACUCGGUUGAGUUGCAAGACAGUGGUUUCUACACAUGCGUUCUAAGAAAUUCAACCUAUUGCAUGAAGGUGUCCAUGUCCUUGACUGUAGCUGAGAAUGAAUCUGGGCUUUGCUACAACAGCAAGAUCAGAUAUCUGGAGAAAUCAGAAGUCACUAAGAGAAAGACAAUCUCCUGUCCUGAUAUCGAAGAUUACAAAACAGCCAGUCAGGAGCCAGCCGUGGUGUGGUACAAGGAAUGUAAGCCAAAGAUGUGGAGAAGUGUUGUCAUUCAGAAGGGAAAUACUCUGUUAAUACAAGAGGUGCAGGAAGAAGAUGGAGGAAAUUAUACCUGUGAACUAAAGUUUGAAGGCAAGAUUAUACGAAGAACAGUUGAAUUGAAGGUUACUGCUUUAGUCACAGACAAACCUCCAAAGCCAUUGUUCCCCAUGGAGAACCAGCCAACUGUUAUAGAUGUCCAGCUGGGAAAUCCGCUGACAGUGGCCUGCAAAGCCUUCUUUGGAUUCAGUGGAGAGUCAGGCCCCAUGAUCUACUGGAUGAAGGGGGAAAAAUUCAUAGAAGAAUUAGAAGGUCACAUUAGAGAAGGGGAAGUCAGACUCCUCAGAGAACAUCUUGGAGAAAAAGAAGUUGAAUUGACAUUGAUCUUUGAUGUUGUAGAGGAGGCAGACCUGGCUAACUACACAUGUCAUGUGGAAAACAGAAAUGGACGGAAACAUGCCAGUGUUCUUCUGCGCAAGAAAGAUUUGAUCUACAAAAUAGAGCUUGCUGGAGGACUGGGAGCCAUCCUUCUUCUGCUUAUUUUGCUCGUGACCAUCUAUAAGUGCUACAACAUAGAGUUAAUGCUGUUCUACAGACAGAACUUUGGAGGAGACGAAGCAGCUGAUGACAACAAGGAAUAUGAUGCAUAUCUUUCAUACACCAAAGUGGAUCCUGAUGCAUUAGAUUGUGAAAAUAAUGAAGAGGAGCAGUUUGCACUUGAAAUUCUGCCAGAUGUUCUAGAAAAGCACUAUGGAUAUAAGCUCUUCAUUCCGGAUAGGGACCUGAUCCCUAGUGGCACCUACAUUGAAGAUCUCACAAGAUGUGUUGAACAAAGCAGAAGACUCAUUAUCGUGUUAACUCCAGACUAUGUUCUCAGGAGAGGAUGGAGUAUUUUUGAGAUGGAAAACAGACUCCAUAACAUGCUAGUCAGUGGAGAAAUCAAAGUUAUUUUGAUUGAGUGUACUGAAUUAAAAGGAAAAGUGAAUUAUCAUGAAGUGGAAACUUUAAAGCACACCAUCAAACUUCUCUCAGUGGUCAAGUGGAAAGGACCAAAAAGCAGCAAACUGAAUUCAAAGUUUUGGAAGCGCCUGGUCUUUGAAAUGCCAGGGAAGAAAAAGGAGGUGGUGUCUCGGCAUCAGGUCCUGGAUUCUGCAGAGCAGGGCCUUUUUGGAGACCUCCAGACUGUACCCUCUCUUGCUGUCACAGGCACCUCUACCACGUUGGUAGAAUCGCGGGCUGAUUUAACUGACUACCAUCAAGCAGACUCUGUGCAAAUGAGACAUUACUGCAGAGGAUACGAGUACGAUGUGUCAGCAGCAACGUUGCCAAUAGCUUCCAUAAGCAACCAUCACACCUACUGUAACAUACCUUUGACACUACUAAACGGACAGCUACCUCUUAACAAUGCCAUGAAGGAUUCCCAGGAGUUUCACAGGAACAACCCCUUGCUACCUUUAUCAGCAAAGGAUCUUAGCUUCACCAGUGACAUUUGGUAGUGAAGAGCAGGACUCUUUUGAGAUGCUUCAUGACAGCCAUGAAGACACAUUUUUAAAGAACUUUGCCCUAGCCCCAUGGGGUGAGAAUACAUAUUUGAAGCAGCAGCACACUUGUUUGCUUUUCUACUUGAACUUUUUUUGUUUACAUUUACAAGUUAUUGACAAGGGGGGCAUUCUUUUGUAGCUCAGUAAUGUCCUGCCUGUCUUUUAAUGUACAGUUUUAUUGCUUCUUUUAAAAGGAGGGGGGAAUAGAGGGGGGAAAAAUGCCCCUUCAUUUUACAGUAGGUUUACAAUCUGGGAUGGAUAAAAGGUCACUGUAUAUGAUCUCCAACAUUCAUACAUAUUUAAGUAGUAGUAGCAUUUAAAAUACAUGGAAGUUGAUGGGUUUUUCAUGUAGACUUCAGUUUGAAAUUCUAACCAUGCUACGAAAGUGGUUAUCUCCUGCACAGACCACGAGAGGUGAAUCAUUCUCAAAAGGAAGGAGGAGGAAACCUUCCCGGUAAUAGCGUCUUGCAAAUAUAUUUUAGAAGAUGACCAGCUGACACAAUGCAGCUGAAGCUUUGUCCAUGAAGUGCAAAGUAACAGUUACCUGCAGAAUUAGAUCACCUGCUCACAUCAGCACCUCUUCAUUUUAUUACUGAGACCUGUUGUAUUGCUAGCCAGUGGCUAGCAGUGUGGUUUUAUAAAGCAGCUUACUAGAAUAUCAGAAGAUGCUUUAGGAGGAUUUUAAACAGGCGAUCGUAAGUGAUUUCAGAUUUUUCUCAUAUUCUUAAUGACUUUUUUGAAACAGUUAAGCAUAAAUUUACCCAUUUGAAAUUUCUUAAGAUCUCUUGAGCUCUUCUAAGAUUUGUGGUAAAGACAAUGUAAUUUUACAUUGGACUUUUUCCCCUCCAAAACCUGUAGUUGCAAUCUCAAGUUAACUUUUUUUUGUGAGAACAUCAGCAAUAGAAAAUAAUCACUACAGCAAUAUUCUGAGAUGAAGUGCUAAAUUCUUCAGGUUUACUAAUAUCAAUUGAAGUGAUAAUCGCCCAGGAAGUUCUUUCUAUUUAUUUACCUGUCAAUUUAUGUACAUUUUGAAUAUGGCUGAAACAGGAAUGUUUCUGUUCUCUCUGCAGCUAGUGGAAAGUGAGAUUUUUAAGCAGCUGGUAAGGUCUUGCUUGUGAAUGAUCCUAUCAGUCAAAUAGGAUGUUCUCCUUUAUCAGACAUGGAAGGCAUUCUUGCUGCUGCUGGAUGAGAAGUGUUAUACAGGUACUUGACAUCAGGCAUUACUACUCAAGAGAGCUGAGUUUUCAUUGCACCAGAACAUUUCAUGGAGUUUUCCACACUCGCUCAAUCAAAGGUCUCUGAGUCAGACCAUGGAGUAUUCAGGGGAAGAGCUCUCAAUAAUGAAGGCAGAAGCCAGUUUUGCAGGUUUUGACAUGGCUUUAAUGAAAAUACAGUUGACAUGAGGAUUUUGUCUCAGCAACAUCUGCCAGAGCAAGUUCCCCAAAAUAUUUUUGUGGCAGGCAUCCUUGCCUGUAUUUCGGUAUGUUCUUAGCGUUCUUCUCUUUGACUGCAUGAACAAAGUUAGCACUCCACACUCAGCAGCCUGUGGUUUCAUCAGAAAACAAGUUCAGUAAAUCCUUGACAUUUUGCAGUGGUUCCUAAAUUGUACCCUACAGUCAAAUGGAAACAAACACUGACCUAAGACUUAAAAGUAUCCAGAAUUGGCCCAAAGGCCAUGAGAAUGAUCUCAAAUGUGCAAUAUUUCAUAGAGGUUGGUAUUUUUCCAUCGCUUCUUUCCCCAGCUCUGUACUCUGUGCCCUCUUACACCGGUUGUUAUCUAUAAGGUUUUCCUUAGGUUCUAAAUAAUACAUGUUUCUCUUGGGUUUGUUUUUUUCUAGCAUCAUUCUGCAUUUGACACUAACACUGAAAAUGGAAACCUAGGAGAGAUACUAAUUUAUUACACAGUGUAGGACUACAACUUGCUCUUUCGUGAGGUUAAGUUCUGAACAUAUAGGUGUUUAAUAGAUGUAUUUUUCUACUGAGAAAGUAAAUGAUUUUACCUUCAUUAUAAAUAUAUGUAUUUCAACCUCCUCCCAGAAACUUACUAAAUUUGCACUGUUUUCUAAGUGUUACAGACUGUGUUUACACUGGCUAUGUUCUUUAAUGCAAAGUGUAAUUAAAAUAUGAACAAAAAAAAAAGAGAGAGAGAAAAAAAACCUUAAAGAAUCCCCUGCAUGAAAAGAGCUGCAUAUGUUGAAAUGAAAAGCUGUACUUUUCAUUAUUUUCUUUCCCACAUUACUCUAGAAUCUGGUUAAUUCACAUAGACUGUUCAGUGAGAUUUUAAACCUACUAGUUCUGUAUUAAGCAUGCAAGCACCAAGAAGAAAAAAGAAAAAAAAAAAAAGAGGAAAAAAAAAAGAAGAAAAUCCAUAUGUAGGUUGGUCUGCUUCUUUUAUUUACAGUCAUUAAAUGUGGGUAGGAGAUUAAUUUUCUUGAUGAUACUACGCCUCUUAGUGCAGUAGCUGUUCGAAAGCAAGCUGUGGUCAUGUUUUCAGUGAGGUCCCAUGAAAAGAACAGUUUUUCUGUCGUUCUGCAAAAGCACAUUGUGUGUGUGUGUCUGUGUAUUGAUAUCUUUUAGUUAUAGAUGACAAGUCACAAACUGCUUUAAGAUUACAAAGUGUGUAUUAAGUACUACAAUAUAUACAUGAAUCAGAA